AUGCCUUUUAAUUAUACAAAAUGUUUUGUUACAGUAGGUACAACACGCUUCGAUCUACUUGCCGAAUUUAUCACCUCGCAACCUAUACUUCACGCUCUAAAACAAAUUGGUUGCAAAGAAAUAACCUUUCAAAUAGGAAAUAGCGGCAUUGACCCAGGAGAAUACGAAAAAGAAGGAAUAAAAUUACAUUUGUAUCGGUUUAAAGAUUCUAUACAAGAAGAUAUCAAUAAAGCAGACUUAGUCAUUAGUCAUGCUGGUGCCGGAAGUUGUCUUGAAGCUUUAGAUGCAAAUAAGCCGCUUUUAGUUGUUGUUAACGAAGAUUUGAUGGAUAAUCAUCAGUUAGAAUUAGCAGAACAAUUGCAAGUUGGUGGUCACUUGUAUUAUUGUACAUGUGACACUCUGGAGAGCACAUUAGGAGCAGUCGAUUUUAGUUUGCUGACUCCAUUUCCUAAGCCAAAUUCAUCAUUAUUUGUUAAAUAUUUAGAUGACGUGUUAAAAGUAAAAAAUUGUAUGGAAUAG
Parnassius apollo (apollo) is the source of this 519-nucleotide messenger RNA. Lineage: Eukaryota; Metazoa; Arthropoda; Insecta; Lepidoptera; Papilionidae. The record is from the annotation of a GenBank genome assembly.